Lachancea lanzarotensis is the source of this 606-nucleotide messenger RNA. RefSeq names its product LALA0S01e04060g1_1 (gene SRL1). The record is from RefSeq and is a predicted model, not a curated record. The coding region runs from base 1 to 606 and encodes 201 amino acids. The transcript has a single exon. Lineage: Eukaryota; Fungi; Ascomycota; Saccharomycetes; Saccharomycetales; Saccharomycetaceae.
AUGAAAUUUUCCACAUUGAUCCCAGCUGUUUUAGCUGCCAGUGGACUUACAUCUGCCAUCGGUUACUCCAACCUCACCACUACGACCCUUGCACCCAGCAGCAAAGCCGUGUUGACCACGGAAACUACUGAGUUCACCAGCAACGGCAACGACUAUACCUCUACGGUUACGCUUUUAACCACGAUCACAUUGAGUAAUAGCGCUGCAUCUGCCUCGGCUUCUACCCCUGCCUUGGCCUCUGCUUCUGCAUCUGGUGCUGCUGGUGUGUCGGUCAGUGUCAACGGUAACGCUAAGGACGCAAAUGCGCUUUUGACCACCUCGUCUGAGACUGAGAUCUGGUCCACCAUCACGUCCACUUUGUACACUACACAGAGCGUCACUAUGUCAAACAGCCAGGUUUCUUUGUCGACCAGCGCAUAUGAGAAGCAAAUUGUAGUAGGAACUUCCAACCCAGCUUGUGUUCCUCAGACGGUCACUGUCACCCAGGACCAGACCCAUACCCAAUACGUCACUGUCACCGCCUCGGGGCCUGCUGCGUCUUCAUCUGCCUACACCUGGGCUCCAGCAUCAGCUUCCAUCUACAACGGAACCAGCACUGCCCGCUAG